UGUUCUAGUGUUCAUUGUCUUCUUAGAAUGUUGUAGAUAGACAAUUCACUUAAAGUGGCUUUGAAGAUAAUAAUUUGUAUUUAACUAAGUCUUGCCAUACUACAGUAGCUGUCUCUGAGAAAAUGACAUUUGUUUUUGGUUAACUGCUCACUUUUAUAGGACACAAUUAGUAUUAUUUGGCCUUUUGAAGCAUGGUCUACUUCUUUUACUACCAAGACUGAUGAUGACCUGGGUCAGACAACAGGACCAACAUGAAGAGAAGAGAAAAACAACUCACCAGAGUUUUCCUCUCACCUCCACAUGCAUACAUUCUAGGAAGGAAGUGUUAAAAACUACUCAACAGUAAUCAGAGAAGGCUGGACAGAUAUUACUGUCUCUGCUUGUACAACUGAAGCAGAACUUUUUUUUUUAUACAAAUAAAUGAAGUAGCUGGUGAACUUGACUUACACAUAUACUCACAUUCCUUGUGAUUGCUGGGGCCAACAUAGGGCAGGCGCGUAGUUCUCCUGUGGGAGGCACUGUUUGCAGUCCCUAGAACUGCAUGGAGAAUAAUGGAAUAAUUAUAAUGAUUCUUACUUCUUGGUUCUGGAGUUCUAGAAAAUGCUAAUUUAGACUUAGACUUCCAGAACGGGGGGAGGGGGGGUGUCACAGCUACUCCUUCACUUUAAUUUUAAUCUACAAAACAGUGAUAUGUGUGUGUCCUGCGGGGUUUUUGUGGCUGAGGGCUUGAUGAUAACUUAGUCAUUGACCCAGGUAUUUUCAUUAUUACUUAGCUUUAAAACCUUGAUAUCUCCGCCCCCCCCCCCCUUGUUUCUCUGUGUAGCCCUGGCUGUCCUACAACUCACUCUGUAGACCAGGCUGGCCUCAAAUCAGAGAUCCACCUGCCUCUGCCUCCCGAGUGCUGGUUUUAAAGGCAUGUGCCAACACUGCCUGGCUAAAAUGUUGAUUUUUUUUUUUGAUGGUUUAUACUUGUAUAUAAUAUAUUCUGCCUGUGUUCUCCAUCCUUCCCAUCUAUUUCUCAGCCUUAUCAACCUCUCCCCACCCAUGCCUUCUAUUUUCCAGAUUCGCAACUGUAGGUUGUGUUCUGUGAACCAUUUAGUUUAGCCAAGACUGCCUGUUUGACUGUUGGAUUAAACCCUAGUGGUGUCAUCUGCUGGUUAUCGCUCCCUAAUCUGUGUGUAGGGAGAGUAGCAAUUUAUUUUUUUGUUUGUUUUUUUGUCUUUUUAAUCUGAGAUUUAAAGUUGUAGGAGAGCCGGGUAUAUUGGUUUAUUUAUACCUUGUAAUCCCAGCACUUGAGUAGUGAAAGCGCGUGGAUCCAGGGACGUUUGACUUUGAGCAUAGGGAGAUGUUUUCUCAAAGAAAAGAAAAAAGAAAAAAAAAAAGUAGUGUAAGCAGUGGUAGGGGAAUUCACUCCAGUCUGUUACUUGUAACAGCCUGAGGAGUUCCUUUUAUGAUUUUGGUACCUUAAGUAUUUUUGUGUUCUUGCAGAGAAUAACUCCUGGUAGAUAAGCCUGGGUGCAGCAGAUUGAUGUUUAUUCAAAGACACUGUUAAGCAUGAUGGCUAAGAGGUUGCUUGGGUAGAAACUAAUUCAGACCCCAGAACAUGAUAGUAGUGGAUGGGGUAACUCUGUAGGAUUUUGGAUUUUCUUGCUCUGUGGGUGUAGAGGCAGUUUUGUUUCUUUUUUUUCUUUUUCUCUUUUGAUAAAUGAGAUUAGAUGGCUUUAUCAGUGGAAUUAUAGUCCGAUAAGAUAAAACUAAGCCACUAAAUUUGCAAAAGGGAGUUAGAACUUUUAUUGUAAAUCUCUGGUGAGAUUUCUAGCAAACUUUAGGUUUACAAUUGGGAAGGGAGAACGCCUUAAGCAAAUGUUGAGUCUAUUGUGAUUCUUGUUUUGGUUUUUGUUUUUCCUAGACAGGGUUUCUCUGUAUAGCCCUGGCUGUCCUGGAACUCACUUUGUAGAUCAGGCUGGCCUCGAACUCAGAAAUCCGCCUGCCUCUGCCUCCCGAGUGCUGGGAUUAAAGGCGUGCGCCACCAAGCCCAGCUUCUGUUGUGAUUCUUGAUUCUCUGCUGGGGAGAAGCUUCAGCAAGACUUUGGGAAGAUUCUAGUGUUCCAGAACCGCCAGACAAUGAAAGAAAAGCAAGUUUAUCAUGUUUCCAAAAUCAAAGAGCAAUACAGGAAUAUAUUGAUUUAUCAUCUGAUACUGAAGAUGUUUCUCCAAAUUGUUCCAGUACAGUUCAAGAGAAAAAAUUCAGCAAAGACACAGUGAUUAUAGUUUCAGAGCCAUCUGAAGAUGAAGAAUCCCAUGACCUUCCUUCUGUUACACGAAGAAAUGACAGUUCAGAACUGGAAGACCUUUCAGAAUUGGAAGAUCUUAAAGAUGCUAAGCUUCAGACAUUGAAGGAACUGUUUCCACAAAGAAGUGACAGUGAUCUUCUAAAGUUGAUUGAAUCAACAAGCACUAUGGAUGGAGCCAUUGCUGCUGCCUUGCUGAUGUUUGGUGAUGCAGGUGGUGGACCCAGGAAAAGGAAAUUAUCUUCUUCUUCUGAGGAGGAUGACGUUAAUGAUGAUCAGUCUGUAAAACAGCCGCGAGGGGACCGUGGAGAAGAAUCAAAUGAGUCUGCAGAAGCCAGCAGCAACUGGGAAAAGCAAGAAAGUAUUGUGUUGAAAUUGCAAAAGGAAUUUCCAAAUUUUGAUAAACAGGAAUUAAGAGAAGUGCUUAAGGAGCAUGAGUGGAUGUACACAGAAGCCUUGGAGUCUCUGAAAGUGUUUGCGGAAGAUCAAGACGUGCAGUGUGCUUCACAAAGUGAAGUUACAAAUGGAAAAGAAGUUGCAAGGAAUCAAAAUUAUUCUAAAAAUGCAACUAAAAUAAAAAUGAAACAGAAAAUUUCCGUGAAACCACAAAAUGGCUUUAACAAGAAACGUAAGAAAAAUGUAUUUAAUCCUAAGAAAGCCGUAGAGGACUCUGAGUACGAUUCAGGUUCUGAUGCUGGGAGCUCACUGGAUGAGGACUAUAGCAGUUGUGAAGAAGUGAUGGAGGACGGCUAUAAAGGCAAAAUUCUUCAUUUCCUUCAAGUUUCUUCAAUUGCUGAACUGACUUUGAUUCCUAAGUGUUCUCAGAAAAAGGCUCAGAAAAUAACAGAACUCCGGCCCUUUAAUAAUUGGGAAGCUCUGUUUACAAAGAUGUCUAAAAUCAAUGGCCUAUCUGAAGAUUUGAUAUGGAAUUGCAAAACGGUAAUUCAAGAAAGGGACGUAGUUAUAAGACUUAUGAACAAAUGUGAGGACAUUUCAAAUAAACUGACCAAACAAGUUACGAUGCUCACCGGGAAUGGAGGCGGAUGGAACAGAGAACAGCCCUCCCUUCUAAACCAAAGUUUGUCACUCAAGCCCUAUCAGAAGGUUGGGUUGAACUGGCUGGCGUUGGUGCAUAAGCAUGGACUUAAUGGCAUUCUGGCAGACGAAAUGGGCCUAGGAAAAACCAUUCAAGCCAUUGCAUUCCUGGCAUACCUCUUUCAAGAGGGUAAUAAAGGGCCUCAUUUGAUUGUUGUUCCAGCCUCCACCAUAGAUAACUGGUUAAGAGAAGUUAACUUAUGGUGCCCCAGUUUAAAUGUGCUCUGUUACUAUGGUUCUCAAGAAGAGCGUAAGCAAAUUAGAUUCAACAUCCAUAAUAAGUAUGAGGAUUACAAUGUAAUUGUUACAACGUAUAAUUGUGCAAUCAGCAGCUCUGAUGACCGCAGUCUCUUUCGACGACUGAAACUGAAUUAUGCAAUUUUUGAUGAAGGCCAUAUGCUGAAGAAUAUGGGCUCUAUCCGCUAUCAACAUCUAAUGACAAUUAAUGCACGUAACCGUUUAUUGCUCACAGGCACACCUGUGCAGAAUAAUCUGCUAGAACUCAUGUCAUUGUUGAAUUUUGUUAUGCCACACAUGUUUAGCAGUAGCACCAGUGAAAUCCGAAGGAUGUUUUCUUCUAAAACGAAACCAGCAGACGAGCAGAGUAUAUACGAAAAGGAGAGAAUAGCCCACGCGAAGCAAAUCAUUAAGCCCUUCAUCCUCAGGAGAGUGAAGGAGGAGGUUCUUAAGCUCCUGCCUCCCAAGAAGGAUCGGAUUGAGCUAUGUGCGAUGUCAGAGAAGCAGGAGCAGCUCUACUCGGGCCUCUUCAACAGAUUGAAAAAGUCUAUCAACAACCUGGAAAAAAACACAGAGAUGUGCAAUGUCAUGAUGCAAUUGAGAAAAAUGGCCAAUCACCCUUUACUACACCGCCAGUAUUACACACCUGAGAAACUGAAGGAGAUGUCUCAGCUAAUGCUGAAGGAACCUACGCACUGUGAGGCCAACCCUGACCUGAUCUUUGAAGACAUGGAAGUUAUGACAGAUUUUGAACUACAUGUACUUUGUAAACAGUAUCAACACAUUAAUAGUUACCAGUUAGACAUGGAUUUAAUUUUAGAUUCUGGGAAAUUCCGAGCCUUAGGAUGCAUCUUGUCUGAGUUGAAACAGAAGGGUGAUAGAGUUGUAUUAUUCAGCCAGUUUACCAUGAUGCUGGAUAUACUAGAGGUUCUCUUAAAGCAUCAUCAACAUAGGUACCUCCGAUUAGAUGGAAAGACUCAGAUUUCUGAAAGGAUUCAUCUAAUUGAUGAGUUUAAUACAGAUAUGGAUAUCUUUGUAUUUCUCUUGUCAACUAAAGCUGGUGGACUAGGAAUAAAUCUUACUUCAGCAAAUGUUGUUAUACUUCACGACAUUGAUUGCAAUCCAUACAAUGACAAACAAGCAGAAGACAGGUGCCAUAGAGUUGGUCAGACUAAAGAAGUAUUAGUUAUUAAAUUAAUAAGCCAAGGAACUAUUGAAGAGUCCAUGCUAAAAAUUAACCAACAAAAGUUGAAACUAGAGCAAGACAUGACCACAGUAGAUGAAGCUGAUGAAGGAAGUAUGCCAGCAGAUAUAGCCACAUUACUAAAAACAUCAAUGGGCCUGUGAAGGAGAGCGCGGAAUUCCUGAUUGAUGAGGACAUAUCAACUUGGUGCAUUCAAGGACAUUCACAUCACGGUGACCAUGGGGUUUCUGAGCAUUUGUAAUUUUUUAUAAUUUCAUGUUGCAUUUCACAUAGUAUGGACAACUUUUUGCCACUAACUGGAUUCUCCAGAUCCUCACAUCCUGAAAAUGUUGACUAAUCAUUUUUCAAAGCAGUUUUCUGAAUGGGGUUAGUUGGUGAUUGUUUGUAACAAAUAUGCUAAUGCUUUAGAAAUGUCAGUAUUUUUGUAAUUAUUUCUACCUCCAGAUAUAUAUACAUAUAUAUAUAUAUAUAUAGUGUCUUUCACUGGAUAAUGUGUGUAGAUUUACAUGUGCCUUAUUUGACAAUGUUUAUGUCUUGUUUUGCUUGUCUGAUUUGAAGUUUUUAUUAUGUUAAAGAAUGCAGCUGUAUAGGUUGUUCAGUCUUCAUUUUAUUGCUAUUUGAUGCAGAUGUUCACCAAUGUCAGUAAGAACUCAGCCUGAAUCACAAGGUGGCAUUCCAUCCACUAAUGUCCCCAGGUCCUCUUCUUCCUCCUGUUAGAACACAUUUGUUUGGCUAAGCACUAAGUUGUUUUCCAGUGAGUAGGAACUGAAGCCUUUCUCCUGCUCUGGGGGGUCAGUUCCUUCUUUCAUUUUCUUAUUGCACCUCUGGCUCAUUAACUCUGCCUUCGCUUGUGUGUGUUGCUAUCAGCUUCCUCUCCCGCUUUUGCUUCUCUUAACCAUUGCCCAGUCACUUCUGCUCCAGUUUUCUCUUACACAUUUCCUUCUGCUGAAUCACCAAGAUCAGCAGAUGUUGGUGGCAUAUUUCUAGUCCAGCAGAACAGAUUAACUUAAAGAUACUUUCACUUCAAAGGAAACUGGAUGUGACUUCAUACCAAGGUAAUGCUAGAUACUGCAUGAAAAUAGGUCAUUAACUUUAAAUUCUUAACAAAAUAUAAUUUACCAGUUCCCAGGAUUUCCAAUACAGAACCACCUGAAGAGAAGCCAUUGUUCAAUUCCAGUUCAGUGUGGGUGACAAAGUGAAAUUUAGAAGUAAAAUUGUCUAUUUGGUAUUUCAGUCUUUAUUAACUUUUCAUUUAAAUUUUGCCUGUCAGUCUAUAUUGCUGUUUUUAUUAUACAUCAGAUUCUUUGUAUAACUUGUGAGUUUUAUGUGCUUUGUUUUAUAAUGUAAAUAUCAUUAUAAAUAAACUUAUUUAUAAAUGAGAGAUUUGUUAAUUAUUGUAGCUCAUACUUUUCAAGACACCCCCAGUGCUGAGGUGCUAGGUAAACACUUAGAUGGGUGACACAAUCCUACAGUGCUAUUUUUUUUUCAGGUAUCUGAGACUCUGAACUCCUGACUCAGUAGAUUUAAUAUUGAAGAUAUAUGACUGUAUCAAAUUUAUCUCCCCACUACGGGGCUGCCAGGAAUUUGCAGGUGUUAAUGCUACCUCCUUGUGAUCACAGUACCCAGGUCGCUUAGUCAAGUUGUUGGAAAUUGUACCUUUUAAACCCACAGUGAAUUUCCCUUAACUUUUCUGUGUGAAAUGUGUCUCCCACAGUAGGCUCAUUGGUUGUGGUGUUGUUAUAUCUGAAUUUUUUCUAAUGAAAUGUAGUUGGAUUCUCCCUGUAAUAUUUUAUUAUGUCUUGGGUUUAAUAAAAAUAUUUGUGAUCAUUAAGUUGUAUUUCA
Mus musculus (house mouse) is the source of this 6669-nucleotide messenger RNA. It is a transcript of the gene Smarcad1, whose product is annotated as SWI/SNF-related, matrix-associated actin-dependent regulator of chromatin, subfamily a, containing DEAD/H box 1. Bases 2460 to 4970 code for a protein of 836 amino acids. Gene Ontology annotation, molecular function: ATP-dependent histone chaperone activity; DNA binding; ATP binding. Lineage: Eukaryota; Metazoa; Chordata; Mammalia; Rodentia; Muridae. The transcript has 23 exons. Gene Ontology annotation, cellular component: nucleoplasm; nucleus; chromosome. The record is from RefSeq and is a predicted model, not a curated record. Gene Ontology annotation, biological process: regulation of DNA recombination; chromosome separation; DNA double-strand break processing.